GGCGACGAGGGGGUGGGAAUAGACAGUUAAGUUCCGCCUCUGGUUGUCACUCUCCGCUGGGAGUGGGAUGGAGAUGAUGGCGCCUGCGCCUGGAGUCGUCGUGGGAAACGCGUCGGAAAUUCCCAAGCCAGCCUUAGCUAAGAGACACGAGAAGUCCGAUGGUUGUGCGGGGACCAUGAAAUUGACUCGUAAAGCGGUUCUGGCUCGAGCGAAAGCUACGAGCCUUGCAGGGGUCCGCAAGCUGAAUUGCUGGGGAAGCCACAUCUCAGAUAUAUCAAUCUGCCAUGAGCUUCCUAAUGUUGAGGUGGUCACAUUCAGUGCAAAUAACAUCUCCAGUCUGGAACCCUUUAACCAGUGCGAGAAGCUAACUGAGCUUUACCUCAGGAGAAACUGUAUUUCAAGCCUCCAUGAACUGUUCCAUUUGAAAAAACUGCCCCGCCUGAGAAUCCUCUGGAUGACUGAGAAUCCCUGCUGUGGAUCUGACCACCAUCGCUACAGAAUGACAGUUCUGCGUAAUCUUCCCAAUCUCCAAAAGCUAGACAAUAAAAUGGUGACAGAGGAAGAACUGACACAUGCAUUAGUAGAAGGAGAAGAGAUAACAACAUCCCCAGCUAAAACAGAUGGAGACAGCUGCUGCCAAUAUUCUAAUACUGAGUCCAGCACGACAGAAUGUACAACAGAAAAUGAACUCAUGAACUUCAGCCUUGAAGAGACAAAUAAAAUCCGUGAGCAGCUUGGUAUGAAGCCUGUUGUUCCAAAAGAUACAUUUUCACCCAAAGAAGUAGGUGGUAGCCAGACAAAAUGGAAUAAUAUCCUCAGUGCCAUCAUGUUACUUCUAGAAGAGCUAGAUUCAGAGGGUUUAGAAGUCAUCCAUCAAACAAUUGGAAACAAACUCCAAGUCUUGCAGAAAAAGGAACUCCAUGAGGACCGAUAGCACCUCCAAGGAACUGUUUCUGGAUCAGCAAAAAUUAUUUCACUAGUCCUACUAGCAUUCUUUGUGUGCUGUUGGACUUCCUACGAGAAUGGAUGGUUUUCUACAGAAAAAACAAGCACAUCUUGUGUUUCCUGUGCUUAGAACCAUGUUCUACAAUAAUUUUUCAUCUACAAUGUACAUGCCUGCAUUUUACAACUCUUAUUCUGCCUUCCAAAAUGGCUGGCGGCAGAGAUAGCAAACAAGCACGUAUAGAUUACGUCUAUUUGUAGACAAAUAUUUAACAUUUGGAAGAGGAUGUACUUCAUCUCCUGCUAGUGCCUUCCUGCUGGAAGAAUCAUGCCUAGACUUGUUUACUCAUACCUUUGUCAGACCACAUCUGUGAUGCAUCUGACUUGGUUAGCAUCGUGGCCUUCCCUAAUAUCCCAAUAUUGGAGCAAGUCUAAGCUUCAUAUCUUCAUGUCUCUUCCUUUUCCUUCUCCAUUAAAUAGUGUUUGACAAUCCUGCCUCAAACCCAGAAUUUCAUAAAAAGUUAAAAUUCAUAAAAAGAAAAUCAUUGAAUGUUUAAAUUAAAAGCUUGAAGUCAAGUGUUUGCUGUCCUCAUUCCUCCUCUGCUAAGUAACUUGAAAUUUAUGUUUGUGGGGGCGGGAAUUAUCACUUGCAAUACCAAUUACACUUACAUCUUACAAAACUUAAGAUUUCUUUCAGUCCAUUAAUUCUUCCAAAGCCGCCUAAAAAAUAAAGGCUUCAUGGAGGGGAGGAUACAACAUCAAUGUGAUUAUAUAAGGAAGCAGCAAAAUCCAGUACAGUAUUAUUUGAGAUAGUGGGUGCUCUAGCCUGUCAAGUUACGUCUAGUGCAGGAGCACCACUAUGCCAUGAAAUAGGUAAAAUUUUCCUUCCAUAAUAUGAACAUUGUUUGAUUAAUGACUGUGGCUAAAAAUUAUAUACUUUUUUGCUGAUUAUUUAUAGAACUCUGAUCCAGAUCAGUGUUUAUCUCAAGAUGGAUGGGACUAUCUGGCCCUUACUAAUUUGGUUUGCAGCAGGUUCCAUUUGUAACUUGGGAUUUCCUGCUUCUGUUAAAAUUACCACAUGCAUGAAAAUAAAUUUUACUUUACAGUCUAAAAAUAUUUAUUUCUAUGAUCUAGUUUGGUGGGAAAAUGUAUUUUUUAUCCAGCUUCACCUAUUUGAUUAAAAAUGCUGACGAAAUUAUGUGUAAGCUAAGUGAUUCAGUGAUGUAUAGGAAAUUCAGUGUUGUAGAACACUUAAAAGUUCAAGUUUUUCAGAUUCUGAUGUUUAGUCCUUGAUACUUAAUUGGGCAUCCAGUAUUUUAAGUAUGCAAAAAAAUGGCUAAGUCCUUUGGUUUUGCCGUGACUCUAAACAUUAUGUGUGCUUUCUAACAGAUGCUUUAAAGCCAGUGCUUCUUUCCUGUGAUCAGGACUUCAAGAUAAACACUUGCACAAUGUAAAUGCUUAUCUCUGACCUUACAGUUAUGUUCUGGAAGCAUUAUCUUUAUUCAAACCUACAUAGGAAUCAAGAGUUUUGCUCAAACUGUGGUAAAUAUGGCUUAUCAAAAGAAUAGUAGUAAUUCAGAGGAUGUGGAGAAGAUAGCAUUUGUAAAAGUUUUAAAUAAAAAGACAUCUGUUAUAUUUGAAUAUUCUUUUAUAGAUAGCAAGGAAUUUUUUAGUGCAAAAAAACUGGGCAGAUACUAACCAACUACUGUAUUUUCCGGUGUAUAAGAUGACUUUCUAAACCAUAAAAAUCUUCUCAAAAGUUGGGGGUCAUCCUAUAUGCCCAGUCAUCUUAUACACCGGAAAAUACGGUACAUGUUUUUCAGAAAAGUUGAAUUGCUUUGAGAACUGGACUAUAAGACAAAUCCAGCAUAUAAUCUUGGAAAAAUUGGUUAUAUUGCAUUAUCUGCUAUAGAAUAUGCUGCUGUCAAGGAAGUGUGAACAUCAAAGAUGUCAUCUAACUAUAUUUAGUGAAACUUAAAUAUAUUCACAAAGGUAUUAUAUUCCAGUGAAAAAAGCUUAAUGAAGUCAAACACAAAAAGACUGAAAAAA
This is a messenger RNA of Crotalus tigris (Tiger rattlesnake), 2991 nucleotides long. RefSeq names its product cilia and flagella associated protein 410 (gene CFAP410). The transcript is spliced from 7 exons. Gene Ontology annotation, biological process: mRNA splicing, via spliceosome; cytoskeleton organization. Lineage: Eukaryota; Metazoa; Chordata; Lepidosauria; Squamata; Viperidae. The record is from RefSeq and is a predicted model, not a curated record. Gene Ontology annotation, cellular component: U4/U6 x U5 tri-snRNP complex. Bases 68 to 934 code for a protein of 288 amino acids. Gene Ontology annotation, molecular function: protein binding.